CGAUGCUCGGGCAGCCCCGCGGCGGCUAUGGCACCAUCAACAUCGCCUGGCAGCCAUCCAUGCGGCGUACCGCUGCCCACAAAAAUUGCCCAGCCAUCUCCAUGAAAUUUGCAGCAUGCAGCCGUCGUGCCAAUCACCCCUGCUGCCGCUAUGAACAUACGCAGACGAAGCCGACGUGUCUAGAAUCGAGCCCUGCGGUCGAGGAGCGCGUCAAUUCGCAUCGCUAAGGGGCUGCCCGGCAUGCCACGAUGCGCCUGAUGCUGCGCCUCGCGGCGGCCGCGUGCGGCCACGCCGCACACGUGAAGCCCUACGGCAUCUGCUGGACGCGCAACGAAGCAUCCGAAUCACAUCCUUCGUUGAAUCUGGGCAACCUGCUGCGGUCCGCGACGUCCGCGCGCCGCGCGUCGGAGGGCAAGGUCCCCCUCUGCCUCUUCACGAACCUCGACGAGACCACUAUAAUGAAUGAGGCCCUUACGAAAUACGGGAACGAGUCCAAACAUCUCUUCGACGCCGUCCUGCAGGACUCGCUCGCGACGUACGUUCCAAAAACGGGCGCCGAAGCUUUGCUCCUCUGGCCCACAACACAAUACAAAGUGAUACGGUCGCGCGUCGGGCGUUUACUGAAUUUAGCAAGGGCGCCCUACGAGAUGACCCUCUUCGUCGACGACGACACGUACUUUUGUGCGCCUCAUGGCCCCGACGGUUUAUUCAACUCAAUAAAGUGGCUCCACGAUACGAGGGAGAGACAUACGCUACGCGCGCAAGUUUUUGGACAUAAUGGAGGAGGCAAGGAGUGCAUCUGGCACAAGGUCCUACACGAGAACGCGUCGUUCUCCUCAUCAUUAGAAGGCGACUGCAACGAUCAGGGACUCGAAAACAAAUGCCUUGGAGAGAGGGGCAUCCAGGGCGGCGCCUUGGCCGUCACGCGCAACUCCACUCUGACGAAACUCGUCGACGAGUGGGUGGACACUUUUCUCUUCGAGCAUACUUGUGUUUUGGGCCUCAAUGAGACGUCGGAGUGCCGCUCGUACAUUAGGGCAAGGGAGAAGCACGAAAAUAAAAUAGGUAUGCAGGGCGGGACUCUUGGUGAUCAGCUGUGUGGAAAUCAAUCAGUCCGUAGGGUGCAUGCUGGCUCCGUCGAGCGGUGAGGAACCGGCAUCGCCACGCCAUCGAGCAGGCAUCGCGUCGAUGGCGUGGAGGACGACGCGAACACGCCGUAAAAUUUUGAUUUCCACACAGGCGACCAGGGCGCCUUCCGGGCCAUCGCGGAGCAGCGCUGCCGCCGCAAUGCGUCAGGAGACUGGUCGUUGGGGACCUUACCGAGAGCGUUCAACGUCCGCGAGAUCCAUCCUGCCCGCGAUUCCUUGGAUGACGUCGCGAAGCAUUUACGGAAGCAGCACACGGCGGUCGUCGAUUGUAGGCAUGACCCGCAGGACAUUACCCUCUUCGGGCCCAUGUUGAUGAUUCACUCGAAGCAUUAUCUGAAUGACCUGAGAGAUGACGCGUUGAUCGAGGAGACCUGUGAGUUAGCUAAUCGCCCCGUGCGCAAGGGGGGCAUCGCCUGGCGCGGGUCCAAGGACGAUAAUUAUAUGUGUAGUUAA
Pelagomonas calceolata is the source of this 1601-nucleotide messenger RNA. NCBI's taxonomy places the organism in Eukaryota, Pelagophyceae, Pelagomonadales, Pelagomonadaceae. The record is from the annotation of a GenBank genome assembly.